Messenger RNA from Purpureocillium lilacinum, 1452 nucleotides. RefSeq names its product ADP-ribosylation factor GTPase activating protein, ER-Golgi transport. Gene Ontology annotation, biological process: COPI coating of Golgi vesicle. Gene Ontology annotation, molecular function: GTPase activator activity. The record is from RefSeq and is a predicted model, not a curated record. NCBI's taxonomy places the organism in Eukaryota, Fungi, Ascomycota, Sordariomycetes, Hypocreales, Ophiocordycipitaceae.
AUGAGCGGCCUCGCGACCAAGCAGCAGUCGCACAAGAUCUUUGAGAAGCUCAAGUCCAAGCCUGCCAACAAGAUAUGCUUUGACUGCGGCCAGAAGAACCCGACGUGGACGUCGGUGCCGUUCGGCAUCUACCUCUGCCUCGACUGCUCCUCUAACCACCGCAACCUGGGCGUGCACAUCUCGUUUGUGCGCUCCACCAACCUCGAUCAGUGGCAAUGGGAUCAGCUCCGGCUUAUGAAGGUUGGUGGCAACGAGUCUGCCACCAAGUUCUUCCAGCAAAACGGCGGCACUGCCGCGCUCAACAGCAAGGACCCCAAGACCAAAUAUCAGUCCAACGCUGCGACCAAGUACAAGGAUGAGCUGAAGCGCCGCGCCGCGAGGGAUGCCAAGGAAUUCCCGGGCGAAGUGGUUAUUGCCGAUGCGGCCGAAGGCGAUGGUUCUUCCACGCCAGCUGGUGAGCCUGAUGACGACUUCUUUUCCUCGUGGGACAAGCCUGCCAUCAAGCGUCCGACUCCUCCGCUCUCGCGCACAGCGACUCCUCCGGUUGUCGGCCGAACGCCCUCGCCUUUCCUCAACGCCGGCAAUGGCAACGCUAAGGACGCGGGCCGGUCACCAUCUCCACUCGCCAAGGCGGAUUCUACUGGAGAGAACAAGCCUGCGGCGAGCCGCAUCACGACGUCGGCGGCGCUGCGCAAGACUACCACCACUGGCGGGCCGCGGAAAGCUAACGUCCUCGGCGCGAAGAAGACGACGAAGCUGGGCGCCAAGAAGGUCACCGGUGAGGUGAUUGACUUUGAUGAGGCGGAGAAGAAGGCAAAGGAGGAAGCCGAGCGUAUCGCAAAGCUGGGCUACGAUCCGGAUGCCGAGGAGGAGCAGACCAAGGAGCCGUCAGGAGCCGCCGCGACUAUCCUCUCGCCCACUCCUGUCAGCCCGUCCGCCUCGACCAGCUCCCACACGCGGCAAAAGUCCAACGCGGAGGUCGAAAGACUGGGCAUGGGCAUGGGUCGCCUCGGUUUCGGCCAGAUUGGAGGUGGCAAGCCCGCUCAGUCUCAGGCAGCCAAGAAGAACGCCGGUGGCUUCGGCUCCGUUGGUCCUGUCAAGGCCGCUGCCGAAGACGAGUCCAACAACUAUGCGCGCUCCAAGUUCGGUGCGCAAAAGGGCAUCUCCUCGGACGAGUACUUCGGCAAAGGAGCAUUCGACCCCAACGCCCAAGCCGAGGCCAAGACCCGUCUGCAGGGCUUCGAGGGAGCCACCUCCAUCUCUUCCAACGCCUACUUCGGGCGGCCCGAGGAGGAGGUCGAGGAAGACUACGGCGACCUCGAGUCCGCAGCCAAGGACUUUGUGCGCAAGUUUGGCAUCACGGCGAGCGACGACCUCGAGAACCUGAGCAACGUUCUCGGAGAGGGCGCUACGCGGCUGCAGGGCGCCAUCCGUGCUUACCUCGGCAGCUGA